AUGAACUCAUUGGAAUCUCUCGCACAUGGAGCUUCUUAUGGAACCAUCGGAGGACAAAUGACUAUAAUUUUAAAAAAUCAAGAUCAAUACAAGGCUUUGAAUGUUUCUCAAAGUUUAAUACUUUUGAAAGUAUCAGUUUUUCAAUUGAAUCUUGUUCAGAGUGGAAAUUCGACGUAUCCCUACAUUCCCAAUGUUGUGGAAAUUACUACUCUUUCCCCACUCCGAACAAAUAUUCAACAAAUUUCGUUACCUUCUCAAAAGUUUCCUACUAGCUUGAAAGUUCCAUAUCGAUUUGAUGAUCUUCCUCUUGCAAGUUAUAUUGUGUUGGGACAAAUUGUUUCAGGACAACCACUCACAAGUUUUAAUGGUUGGUAUAGGGGAGGAGGUGCCGAGUAUUUUAAAGAUAUUACUUUAUCGGAUGCCAAUAACUUGGUAUUGAAUGCUGACUUUGUGAUUGAAGGUGUCACACCUUAUCCAACCUCGUAUAAAUUCUAUACUCAUGGACAUUUCAGAUUUGUGAAAGGUUUGCCCGUACUUUCUCUGUUUGGAAAUGAAAAGGAGAGAGGAGUUUCACAUGGUUACCUUCUAGCUCAGCAAAUUAUUGAUUUCUUCAGAUUCUAUGUAUUGGAGGGAGCUAUUCUUUCAGCAAAGAAUUAUUUAAAUAUUCAUGUUCCUGUUCUUAAAAGCUCGGCUUUCAAGUAUGACACGGUAUUUAUUCAAGCAGUGGAAGGAGUUUAUUCUGGAAUGAUCGCCUCAGGUAUUGAUUUAUUUAUUCCUGAACUCAAUAGAAAUUUUCAAAUGAUUGACAUUAUUGCAAUUAAUGCCUAUAUUGAAUUGGAGUAUAUAGCAAGUCAUGGAGUUCCAAAUAUUGCUUCUAAUGAUUAUUUGACGAAAGGUUUGAGAGAAAAAUUAUCUCAACAACCAAGAAACAAAAUGCGUCAAUCUAAACCACAUGCAGCUUGUACACAAUUCUCAGUAUGGAACGAAUUUACAUCAACAAAUUGCCCUCCUGAACAACAAAAUAAUAUCAUUUCUGUUCGAAAUAUGGAUGGAGAAAUUGAUAUGAAGCGUGUCACAGUGCAUUCCAUUUUAGUGUCCACAAUUGAAUCAACAAAUCCAUCCGAUAGAAAAUAUAUUUCUGUCAUGUGGCCUGGAUUUGUGGGCACACUGAGUGCCAUUAAUGAAGAUGGAGUAUAUUCAAUGAUGAAUUAUGGUAGAACUCAUCCCAAUACCACUUGGGGAUCAGGAGCUCCUAUAUCAUGGAUUCUUAAGGAAGUCAUUCAAAAAACCACCCUUGACAUGGCUACUGCAUCAGAUGUUCAACAUUUUAUUGAAAAGAACUUUCGGUCACAACCAGGAGGAGCAUGCUUGACGGGAUGCAUUCUUGUUUUUUCUCAUAGAAUUACAAACAAUUCAUCACGAUAUCCUUCAGCUCCAUCUUUCGUUUAUGAAUCGGAUUGGAAAGGUGGAAUGAUGCGAUUACCCCAACAGGCAUUUCCUCUAUUUGUGAAAAGUGCCAUUGGAGCUAGUAAUCACAACCAUUUGUAUGGUGUGGAGUCUGGUGACAGAGAUUCUACUUAUAACUUUGGUAUUAGGAAUGGUUUCAGUUCCAUGUGGCGCUAUCAAGUCACUUCCAAUUUAAUUGAUAUUUGGGCAAGAAAUGUCUAUCACAAGGUGCAAGAUCCAAACUUUUGCAAUUCACAAAUGAAAGAAAUUCUAAGACGAGCAGCCCAUGGACAAACUGAACAUUCCAUCAUGUUUAGACCUCUCAACAAUGGUAAAAUAUUGAUUGACAUUGCUGUUGCUCAAUCAACAUGGAAUGGAUGGGAUGCGCCUUAUCUGGAUUUUGUAACUUUUGAAUUCAAUGACUUGUUUUCCAAAUUAUAA
Messenger RNA from Naegleria fowleri, 1887 nucleotides. RefSeq lists its product as uncharacterized. The record is from RefSeq and is a predicted model, not a curated record. Lineage: Eukaryota; Heterolobosea; Eutetramitea; Acrasida; Naegleriidae. The coding region runs from base 1 to 1887 and encodes 628 amino acids. The transcript has a single exon.